GGGACCGGGCCGGGCCGGGGGAGGCGGCUCCAGAGCCCAGCAAGGGCCGAGGUGGCUUUUGGGGAAUACGAGGCUGGGGUGACCCCGCCGGGACCUCCUGGAUCCCCGCAGGGUUCAGCUUCGGCCGGGCAUAUCCCACCUGGAACUCCUGACCCGAUUCCCAUUAAUUUAUCCGAAACUAUGACGGCUCGCCUGAUGCUGGCUGUGGGAGGAGCGGUGCUGGGCUCCCUCCAGUUUGGAUACAACACCGGCGUCAUCAAUGCCCCACAGAAGGUGAUUGAGGAUUUCUACAACCGCACGUGGCUGUACCGAUAUGAGGAGCCCAUCAGCCCCGCCACCCUUACCACACUUUGGUCCCUCUCUGUUGCCAUCUUCUCUGUCGGGGGCAUGAUUGGCUCCUUCUCUGUGGGGCUCUUUGUCAAUCGCUUUGGAAGACGCAAUUCCAUGCUGAUGUCCAACAUCCUUGCCUUUGUGUCAGCUGUCCUCAUGGGCUUCUCCAAGAUGGCUUUCUCCUUUGAGAUGCUCAUCCUUGGCCGCUUCAUCAUCGGCCUCUACUCCGGCCUCACCACGGGUUUUGUGCCCAUGUACGUGGGCGAGGUGUCCCCCACUGCCCUGCGGGGGGCCUUGGGGACCUUCCACCAGCUUGGCAUUGUCCUGGGCAUCCUCAUUGCACAGGUGUUUGGUUUGGACCUGAUCAUGGGAAACGACUCUCUCUGGCCACUGCUGCUGGGCUUCAUCUUUGUUCCUGCCCUGCUGCAGUGCAUCAUCCUGCCCUUUGCCCCUGAGAGCCCCCGGUUCCUGCUCAUCAACCGCAACGAGGAGAACAAAGCCAAGAGUGUCCUCAAGAAGCUGCGAGGCACAACGGAUGUGAGCAGUGACCUGCAGGAGAUGAAGGAGGAGAGCCGGCAGAUGAUGAGGGAGAAGAAGGUCACCAUCAUGGAGCUGUUCCGCUCGCCUAUGUACCGCCAGCCCAUCCUCAUCGCCAUUGUCCUGCAGCUCUCCCAGCAGCUCUCAGGGAUCAAUGCGGUCUUCUACUACUCCACCAGCAUCUUCGAGAAGUCGGGGGUGGAGCAGCCUGUCUACGCCACCAUUGGCUCUGGCGUAGUGAACACAGCCUUCACGGUGGUCUCACUGUUCGUGGUGGAGCGAGCUGGGCGCAGGACCCUGCACCUCAUUGGGCUCGCAGGGAUGGCUGGAUGUGCCAUUCUCAUGACCAUCGCCCUCACGCUGCUGGACCAAAUGCCCUGGAUGUCCUACCUCAGCAUUGUGGCGAUCUUUGGGUUUGUGGCCUUCUUUGAGAUCGGCCCGGGCCCCAUUCCAUGGUUCAUUGUGGCAGAGCUGUUCAGCCAAGGCCCCCGUCCAGCUGCUUUCGCUGUGGCUGGGCUCUCCAACUGGACCUCCAACUUCAUCGUGGGAAUGGGCUUCCAGUACAUUGCGCAACUCUGUGGCUCCUACGUCUUCAUCAUCUUCACGGUGCUGCUCGUGCUCUUCUUCAUCUUUACCUACUUCAAGGUGCCAGAGACCAAAGGCCGGACCUUUGACGAGAUUGCCUCGGGCUUCCGGCAGAGCGGGGGUGGCCAGAGUGACAAGACCCCGGACGAGUUCCACAGCCUGGGCGCUGACUCGCAGGUGUAACCUGGACCCCCGGUGCCACUGCCCCCUCAAUUCAGGGGGACUUUUUUAAACACUUUGUACAGACGCCAGGCAGGAGGGAGUGGGGGGGGUCUGGCUCCAACGCCCCUUGUCCAGCCUCCCCCAGUGGUUUACUGGAGACAGGCUGACCUAUUUUAUUUUAUUUCUUUUCUGCUAGGAACAAAAUAUUUUAUUUUAUUUUAUUUUAUUAUUUUUUCUGGUUUCGCGUCCAAGAUUUCAAAACUGAUAGGUGUUUUAAAACCCAGCCACUCAGCCCUCACCAGCAGGAGGGCAAUUCCCUGUUUUUUAUUAAUGACGUGAUAGUUAUUUAAUGGAAAAUCACGUAGAGAAAGUUUUUAAAAAGCUGGAAACUUAUUUUUUAACGUUCUAAUCAUAGAGGAAAAAAAAAAAAAUCACAUAAAUUGACUAAAUCUAAUAUUUUUUUUAAAAAAAAAAACUACCAAGAAAAUGAAUAAAUUUUUAAAGUCUCCUUGAUUUCAAGCCCUGCGGUGGGUUUGUGGACGGGGACCUCCCGCCUGGGGCAGCGCGGAGGAUGGAGCCGCCUGGAUGGAUUGGUUGGAAAGGUCAAUCUGUUGUUGCAGGCUCUUCUCCUUUUGCCUGAAUUCCAGCUGGGAGGGGAAAAUAAAAUGGGAGAUGGGGGGAUGUGUUCUUGUUGAAUUUUGGGAUUAAUCUCGGCAAUAUUUGCCCGACAGUGAAGCGCCAGUGGCAGCCGCACACAACAUCCCCCUCCAUCAGUACCCCCCAUCCUGGGAUGCACCAAAAUCCAGCACCGCAUGGAUACAGCUGUUUCCUGCUCUGUGUAUAGACUGGAAGAUAUUUAUAUUAUAUAUAUUUUUGUUCAAUGGUUGUUAAUAGUAGACAUUUAAGUUAUAGCGUUUCUGAUUUGACAAGCCAAGUACUGUAAAUAUUCUUGGAGUAUAUUCACACUGUAUAAUGCAUACAAAAGGUACAGAAAAAGGUUAUAGUUUCUAUAGCAACUAAGAAAAAAAGCUUGUACAUGGUUAGGAUGACUUUUGUAUAGUUCUGCACUGUAGUUGUAUCUAUUGCACUGAAUUUCAGGCUGUAGUAUAUUAAAAAAAAAUACACGAGGAAUACUGUCCUUUUCAGACAAAACUGAAAACAGACACAAAAAAAAGCAUUUCCCUGAGUGCAGCUGGUGUGGGAGCUUCUGGCACAUUCCCAAAGCCACAGGGAGGGUUGUUUUUUUGGUUUGUGUUGGGGUUUUUUUGUUGUUUUUUUUUAAUAGUAUCUUUUUUAAAAUUUAUUUGUUUGGUUUGGAAGGGAUGACACUUGACCACACGUGAAAGAAAAUAAAUGGGGGGGGGGGGAGUAAAAGAAAUCUCUUUAAAAAUGCCUGUUCUUAGCUGGUUCUGGUAUAGCCGUGCCAAGCUGUGGAGGUGUGUGUGUGGUUUUGUAAGCAAAUCCCUGCAGUGAAGUGCCAAGGGGAAGGUGUGUGGUGUGAACAAUAAAGGAGAAUGUGAGCGGCCACCCAG
This is a messenger RNA of Parus major (Great Tit), 3146 nucleotides long. RefSeq names its product solute carrier family 2 member 1 (gene SLC2A1). The record is from RefSeq and is a predicted model, not a curated record. The coding region runs from base 181 to 1635 and encodes 484 amino acids. The transcript is spliced from 10 exons. NCBI's taxonomy places the organism in Eukaryota, Metazoa, Chordata, Aves, Passeriformes, Paridae. Gene Ontology annotation, cellular component: apical plasma membrane; basolateral plasma membrane. Gene Ontology annotation, biological process: response to insulin; D-glucose transmembrane transport.